Tuber aestivum (summer truffle) is the source of this 897-nucleotide messenger RNA. The record is from the annotation of a GenBank genome assembly. Lineage: Eukaryota; Fungi; Ascomycota; Pezizomycetes; Pezizales; Tuberaceae.
AUGGCCACCUCAGCAGUAACCCCUCUCUUGCACAAUUAAUGGAGUCCUCAUGUCACUGACGAUAGAACCCGCAGAGAAGCGCGGCCCUAAAAAUCAACUGGGUUCAAAUUGCGACCUCCCUCGGCUUAAAGGGACAAACAGUCGCCUCCCUCCAAGCCUUCAAGAAGCGCAAUGAGGAUGUCCGCCGCAAGGUUGCCAUCCUCUCCGAGACCCCGCAGGAAGUCGACUUCAAUCAUUACCGCGCCAUUCUCAAGAACCAGGCCGUCGUUGACGAGAUCGAAAAGGCGUACACCUCAUUCAAGCCCGCCACCUACGACCUGAAUAAGCAACUCAAGACAAUUGAGGCGUUCGAGGCUGAGGCUGUCAAGAAUGCUGAGGCGACGAAGGGCAGGGUGGACGUGGAGUUACAGGAGCUGGAGAAGACACUCAAGAAUAUUGAGGAGGCUAGGCCGUUUGAGGACUUGACGGUGGUAUGUCUGCGGACUUCCCUCUCACACCAUAUAUAGCUACUUGGGACGGGGGAUUCUAUGUGAGCAUUUCAAGAUGUAUUGGUUGCUGAUCCAUCAUGUUAUUACUUGCAGGACGACAUCGCCAGAGCUCGUCCUGAUAUCGAUACCCGGACUGCAGAUAUGGUUUCUAAGGGCCGCUGGAUGCCAGCUGGAUACAAGGUUCGUCCUUCCCCCUUCUGUCUUAUUUGUGUACUCCCUAACCAACCAACUAGGAAAAAUUCGGCGAACUCUCCGUCCUGUAAAUGUGGACAGCAUAUCUGGACACAAAUGGAGACGACACUCCGAAAUGUGCUUUGCGGGUUGUAGAAGGCUAUGCUAUCGCACCGUGUUCAUAGAAAUACGAAUUUCUCUGUAGAUUGCUUUCGCGUGCAAAUAGUUUGUCAUCAUA